Molecule: messenger RNA, 3142 nt
Organism: Topomyia yanbarensis
Lineage: Eukaryota; Metazoa; Arthropoda; Insecta; Diptera; Culicidae
Exons: 7
Coding region: 1-3117 (1038 amino acids)
Biological process (GO): proteolysis
Molecular function (GO): heme binding; oxidoreductase activity, acting on paired donors, with incorporation or reduction of molecular oxygen; serine-type endopeptidase activity
Source: RefSeq, a predicted model, not a curated record
AUGUACACUUUUGGCGCGAUUGCACUGGCGGGUCUCCUGUUGCUACUGCUGAUCCUGUACGAGAUAUAUCUCCGAUCGCUGCCAAGCUAUAAGGCAGCGGCACAAUUUCCCGGUUAUCGCGUUUAUCCGGUUGUGCAGAACAUUUUCGCAGCUCUGUUCAAGGGUCAGGCCGAAGGUUUUGCCCGGACGCGGAAAUGGGCCAAAGAGCAUAAUGGACAGAGCUAUAGAUUUCUUAUUCGAGGCGUUCUCUUCGUGCAGGCCAUUCAAUACAAAGAUGUUGAGAUGCUGUUAUCGAGUUCUAGGUUAAUUCGCAAGAGUGCACUGUACAAACUAACCAUUCCGUUCAUCGGCAAAGGACUGCUGAACAGUAGCGGUGAUAAGUGGCACAACAGAAGGCGAAUUUUGACUCCCACUUUUCACUUCAACAUUCUCCAAAGUUUUCUUCAAACAUUUCAUGAUGAGUGUGCAAAACUGAUAACGCAUUUAUACGAAGCUGCUGAUUGUGAUGCCAUUACUGCCCUGCAGCCACUAUCGACGAAGGUGACGUUGAAUACAAUAUGUGAAACUGCAAUGGGAGUCACGUUGGACUCUACAGAAAUGGCGGAUGUGUACAAAAACAACAUUCGCGAGGUUGGAAAAGUCAUUCAACACCGUAUGAUGAACCCGCUGCUGUUCGAAGAUUUUAUUUUCAAAUUACUGGGAUAUCAAGCAAAGUUCGAUAAAAUUCUAGAACCAAUACACAAUUUCACCAGGAACAUUAUCAAACAGCGGAGAGAUCUGUUUCACGCAAACGUUAAGAACAUAGAUGAAGUUUCAGACGAGAAUGUGUACAUGAAUAUAAAACAGAGAUACGCCAUGCUAGAUACUCUCCUAUUGGCAGAAGCCAGGAACCAAAUCGACACGAAGGGAAUUCAGGAAGAGGUUGACACUUUUACCUUUGAGGGCCACGACACCACAGCUAGCGCGUUUGUGUUCAUUUUUCUUCUGAUUGCGACCCACGCAGACGUCCAGGAACGACUGGUUGAAGAGUUGAACUUAGUUAUCAACAGCCGACCGGAACCAAGUGCGUCAUUAACAGUACAAAAUUACAACGACCUCAAAUACAUGGAUCGAGUAAUCAAGGAAGCACUUCGCAUCUAUCCACCCGUUCCGUUUAUAUCACGGGAGAUCACGGAAGAUGUUCACUACGAUGGAAAGACAGUUCCGAAGGGGUCAAUUUUUAACAUCGAAAUAUACGACCUUCACCGGGACCCGGAGCAGUAUCCUGAUCCGGAACGGUUCGAUCCCGAUCGAUUUCUACCGGAGCAGGUGGCAAAAAGGAACCCCUAUUCAUACGUUCCGUUCAGUGCUGGACCAAGGAAUUGUAUUGGUGAGUACGGUUACCAUAACUUUCAGUAUUAUAAAAAAAGUUUUUGGUUUUUUUUGCUGCUUCUUCGAACGGUGAGCUCAUCUCAACACAAUCCACAACAGUGCGGAAUACCCAAGAUCGACGGUAACGAGUUGAUAGUACAUGGACAGACUACCUCACCUGGCGACUGGCCGUGGCAUGUUGCGCUUUACCACCGCAAAGGGCGUUCUGUUGAAUACGCAUGUGGAGGAACUAUUAUCAACGAUCAGUACGUCCUGACAGCAGCGCAUUGCGUUAUGAAUAUCGCAAAUGGAUUUCAACUGGCGCCGAACCGGAUAUUUGUGCGAAUGGGUAUUCACGAUUUGGAAUCAUUCGAUCCGAAGUCGGCACAACAGCAUGAAGUAGGAAAAAUCCACAAAUUCGAAAACUUCACCCGACUGACUGAUGACAUUGCGUUACUCGAGCUGAGUACGAUUAUCCGAUUCAAUCCUUACGUUCAACCGGCUUGUGUUAAUCUGGAACCAAACAUAACAGGAGAGUUCGGAACAGUUGUUGGUUGGGGACUAACGGAGGAUGAUGUGACAUCAGUUACCUUGAAACAAGCUGAAAUGCCGGUUAUUGAUCCUCUAACGUGUCUGAGAAGUGAUCGCGUUCUGUUUGGGCAAACAUUAAAUGAAGGACUAUUCUGCGCGGGUUACACUAACGGAACAAGUGUAUGCAAUGGUGACAGUGGUGGAGGAUUAUUCUUUAGAAGAGCUAACACAUGGUUUUUGGGAGGAAUUGUGUCCUUUUCUCAGACUCGUUCUGGUGGUACGAAUUACUGUUAUACGAAAGGUUAUGGAGCCUUCACACAGGUUCAGAAAUACCUCUCCUGGAUGAGAGAAAUCACGAAAAUGCCUCUCGUGCCUGAUAGUGAUGUGCGUAUUUGUAAACCGGAAGUUCCUGAUCCAGCAAAGACAUAUCCCAAUUAUUUACCUAGACAAUGUGGAGUGUAUAUUCCCAAUCGCAUCUUAGGAGGGCAAAACGCACGCGUAUUUGAAUUCCCUUGGAUGGCUAUAUUACAAACCGACGAAAAGAAUUUUCUCUGUCCAGGAACUCUGAUUAAUAAGCGUUACAUCCUUACGGCGGCUCAGUGUAUAACGAAUCAACUACCGAAGAAAGCGAUUUUAGGAGAGCAUACCAUUGAACAGGAUACGGAUUGCAAUGGAAUGGAGGACUGUGCUCCACCUGUACGACAGUAUAAAAUUGAGUGUGUCAUAACGCAUCCAGAUUAUUCGUGGAGACACAAACAAAACGAUAUUGCAUUAAUUCGUUUAAGUGAGGAUGUUUGUUGGGAUGAUCAUGUUCAUCCAAUUUGCUUGCCGUACACAGAGGAUCUCAGGCGCUAUCAACCCUCGCGCUAUAUCGUCACAGGAUGGGGUUACACAGGGCCUUUGACAUUGAGAAACUCGAGUUUUUCAAACAUACUUCAAAAGGCAACUCUUUUCCCAGUCAAUCGUACCCGAUGUCAGGCUUGGUUGAAUAGUUUCCCAAAAGGUUUAGUUUUGCAUGACGGGCAAUUAUGCACAGAAGGGAGAGAGCCGAAUUUAUCUGACACCUGUGCCGGAGAUGGUGGGGCACCGUUGGGGUACGGUGCUAAACUCUAUGGGACACGUUUCGUGCAGUUUGGUAUCGUUUCGUAUGGAGUGGAGUGCGGUACAGCUGCGUCUGCUGUCUAUACAAAUGUUUCUUAUCACAUGGACUGGAUUUUUGCGAAUAUGAGACCAUGAGUAAAGUAAAUUAAUAGCGUUUUGA